This is a messenger RNA of Capsella rubella, 1030 nucleotides long. RefSeq names its product haloacid dehalogenase-like hydrolase domain-containing protein Sgpp. NCBI's taxonomy places the organism in Eukaryota, Viridiplantae, Streptophyta, Magnoliopsida, Brassicales, Brassicaceae. The coding region runs from base 99 to 848 and encodes 249 amino acids. The transcript has 4 exons. The record is from RefSeq and is a predicted model, not a curated record.
UGCUUAUUUGGUUUUGUUCACAAAUCUCUCAAACACCCCAUUUGUUUUCUUCUCGUUUCGUUUUGUAAUCACAGAUUCACAGAUCCGUUUCUAUCACAAUGAAUGGCUUCUCUGAUCUUAAUCCUUCUGAGAGCAAACCUUCUCUGUCUCAUCUUGCUCCAUUAGAAGCCAUUCUUUUUGAUGUUGAUGGAACACUCUGUGAUUCAGAUCCCAUUCACCUUAUUGCCUUUCAAGAACUGCUUCAAGAGAUUGGUUUUAACAAUGGUGUCCCAAUUGAUGAGAAAUUCUUUGUUGCUAAUAUUGCUGGAAAGCACAAUUCUGAAAUUGCUCAAAUUCUGUUCCCUGAUGAUGUCCCAAGAGGGUUAAAAUUCUGUGAUGAAAAGGAAGCUCUUUAUCGCAAAAUUGUUGCAGAGAAGAUUAAGCCACUUGAUGGGCUUAUAAAACUGACCAAAUGGAUAGAAGAACGUGGACUGAAACGAGCUGCGGUUACAAACGCGCCAAAAGAAAACGCAGAGCUCAUGAUAUCAAAACUUGGUCUGAGUGAUUUCUUUCAAGCAGUGAUUCUUGGCUCCGAAUGUGAAUAUCCCAAACCACACCCUGGACCAUACUUGAAGGCUCUUGAAGUGCUUAACGUGUCAAAGGAGCACACGCUAGUCUUCGAAGACUCGAUCUCUGGGAUAAAAGCUGGAGUUGCAGCUGGAAUGCCCGUGAUCGGACUCACUACAGGGAAUCCAGCAAGCCUCCUUAUGCAAGCGAAACCCGCUUUUCUCAUCGAGAACUAUGGGGAUCCAAAACUGUUGGCUGUGUUGGAAGAACUUGAUAACAAGGGAAGCUCUCAAAAGUGUUGAGGAAUGAGGAGUUGUGCCUCACUUGUUUGGCUUAAAAGACCACACAGCUAUGAGCAGCCUCUUAAGUUUUACCUUUCCUCUUAGUUGAUUAUUGUUGAAUAAUAAUUCUUUUGAGAAUUAUGACAAUACUAAAGAUUUGUAUUGAUCAUACAUGCACAAUACUACAGAUUUGUAUCCGGAAA